Molecule: messenger RNA, 3711 nt
Organism: Sphaeramia orbicularis (orbiculate cardinalfish)
Lineage: Eukaryota; Metazoa; Chordata; Actinopteri; Kurtiformes; Apogonidae
Gene: atxn7
Product: ataxin 7
Exons: 13
Coding region: 249-3089 (946 amino acids)
Source: RefSeq, a predicted model, not a curated record
CAUGGAAGCACCAGGUGAAGACCUCCACAGAGGCUGAGCUCUGCACUCGCUCUUUCCCACCGUCUUCUGUCUCUUUCGCCCAGUGCAUCCAGCUGAUUUACAUCUGCCUGGUGUCACGUUUUCGUCUACAGCAUCCAGAGCCUUGACUUCCUCUGCAGUGUGUCAGCCAGUGAAAACCCAAACUGAUGAGGAUCGUCUGAUUGAGUUAAAAAUAAGUUCCUUUUUUUCUUAUUUGCCAAGCGGAAAGAAUGUCGGAAAGGGCCGAGGAUGACGUCAGGGGGGAGCUGCGCCGAGCGGCCAGGCAGCAGCUGAAGCAGCAGCAGAUCCAGCGGGGAGAAGCCUCCACAGCAAUGGCGACUGUUGCGGAGCGGAGAUCCUUGCCUAGUCCAGAAAUAAUGCUGGGACAGCCUUGGAGCAACUGGGUCGACGCUUCCAAACUCCACGGCAACGACGGUGCUGAAUCGGAGGAAAGUUUCAAAGACUUCGGGAAAAAUCGAGAAGCCAUGCGUUUGUGCAGAGAAGACAUGCCCAUUUUUGGCCAGUGUCCAGCACAAGAUGACUUCUACCUGGUGAUGUGCAGCCAUUGCAGUCAGGUAGUGAAGCCCCAAGCCUUCCAAGCACACUAUGAGAGAAGACACAGUUCAGCCAGCAAGCCAGGAUCCACCUCGCCCUUCCCAGUGUCGGGCAGGAACCGGAGCAGUGGGCUUGGGCCUGGCUUAGGCUCAGGGUCUGUCGCUGGAGUGGCAAGUGGAGGGAUUCUCAGCCGACCUUCCACCGCUGGAUCCAGCCUAUCCUCCUCUUCGACCUCGUCAUCCUCCUCCAAUUCCAAACUCCUCAAACCACCCAAAGAGAAGCUGCCAGGCAUUCAGCGAAGACCACCCUUUUCCCCCUUCAGGGUGCUGCAGCCGGACAAGAUCCUCACCCCGGCUGUCAAGGUGGAGAAGAUGCAUCUGAAUGUGGACUCGUCAGCUAAGCUGGUGCAGACUCUCUCUGCCCCCGCCACCACCUCAUCCUCCUCCACAUCCUCCUCUAGCACCACUGUGAGCUCCAAUACUACCACCAUCACCACCUCCUCCUCAUCAGCCCUUAAACCAGGCCUUAACUGUCCCUCCAUACCAAAGCCUCCAUUACUGGCCCCGGGUCAAAUACCCAAUGGCAAGGGCCACCUCACGGUCCACUCUGACAAGAAGCAGGACAGCAGCAGCAGUGCCAGUAGCAGACGUCACGUUAACAAGAAAGUGACAGAACGCGAGUUCAAUCCAGAUGUCCACUGUGGCGUUGUGGAUAUGACAGCUCGGAAACCAUGCACAAGAUCUCUAACAUGCAAGACACAUUCCUUAAGCCAGCGGAGGGCGGUGCCAGGGCGGAGGAAGCGCUUUGACACAUUACUGGCAGAGCACAAGAACAGAGCAAGGGAGCGAGAAAGGGAGAGAGAAGUCCACCAAACCCAUUCUCAGCAAACCCCCCCUCUCAGGGACACACACCCCUCCUCGCACCUCACCACUGCCCAUGACCCCCAUCAGGUGUCUCAUGGCAACGGACCCGCCCUAGACGUCACUAAGCCUUUGCCACUCGGAAAGCCUAAAUUUCACAGCCCUGGUCUUCCACGACUAAACAGCAGUCAUGGAGGUGGUACCCCCGGAGACCCUGCAGUAGUCCAUGAGUCACCACACCAUUCACAAACUGCCCCAGAUGGUUUUUCACGACCCUCCAGUGAUGAGGGCGAGAACGAGGAGCGGGAGGAGAACGCUGACAAAUUGGACUGUCACUAUUCAGGUUAUCACCCUCGACCGGCAGCUUACUGUACCUUUGGAAGCCGACUGUUUGGGAGGGGUUGUUACUCCUUUGACCGGCGAUGGGACAGAGUGCGAUGUGCUCUAACCACAAUGAUGGACAAACACGUCAACUCUCAGAUGUGGAAGAAAAUCCCCUUGGCCUUGGAGAACUCCUCCUCUGUUGCACCUACCCAUAGGACAAGCACAAAUUAUCACGGUAGCACUCCCUCUUCAGGCUUCCUGGGCCCCCCUGCCACCUUGCCCCAGACUCCCUAUAGCCAAUCCUAUGAGGGCAAGUCAGUGCUCUCCUAUGGGACCACCUUAAAUGCCCGCAGCUCCCCUCAGGGCGGGGCUGAGCACCCGGCCUACGGCACCACGCAGGCCCGACAAGUGUCUUCGUCGCCGCAGAUGCCUUCAGCCCACUCGUCCUCAUCCUCUUCUUCAGCUCCCUCCCUUGCCUCAGGCCGGGCGCUCAAGUCCCGUUCCUCUAGCAGCAACACUACCAAGUCAGCAUCGUCCUUCAGGCCCAAAGAGAUCUCCUCUGGCUCCACCACACCUGUCAUCCCUAACUCGACUAGUGGGGGCAGCAGUGGAGCCAACAGUAACAGUAGCAGCACGAGCUUCAGCUCGGGGAAGAAGAGGAAGAACAGCUCUCUCCUCUCUUCAUCACACGGCUCCUCUGAAUCCUCCUCUAAUGCCAACUACUCUUCCUCCUCCUCCUCUUUCAAAAAGAACUGUGCAAAUGUCGGCAGCUCAGGGAGCACUUACCACCACAGCUCACUAGGACCUUCAUCCUCAUCGUCAUUAUCCUCCUCCCAUAGUGGAGUCCACAGCGUGGGGCUUAACUGUGGCCCCACCGUGCGGACCAACUCCCUUAGUCUCAAGGCUGAGCCUUCCGGAGGUUCAGCUGGUGGCUCCUCAGGGCCACCAGCAAGAGGGCCUCCGUCAGGCAGCCCAGCAGAGUCCAUCAAGCGCAUGAGUGUGGUGAUGAACAGCAGUGACUCCACCCUCUCCCUGGGGCCAUUCGUCCACCACCAGUCCUCAUCUUCAUCUGACCACCACACCAGCUUCAGCCACCACUCCUCAGAUGGACGCCUGGAGGGAAAGAAGCGCAAAAACUCUCCUGCCUCCAGCAGUGUUAAUAGUGGAGGUGGGGGAGGAGGGCUUGGAGGAGGGGGGCCAGGACCAGGUAGAUCCAAGGUGGCCAAGUCGCCUGCAAUUAACAACAUCCAUGGGAAGCAUGGGCGGAGCAUUCCAGGGACGCCGGGGCUCCCCAACAACUCUCAUUUACAUCAGCCAAAGGCUCGUCCUUGACAGCGGUGUCCGGCUUCUGUGUGUGGAACCGGCAGGCGGACGGGGAAUAGUCCGGGGCAGUCUACAUACUGCUCUGGUCUGCACGAGGCCUUCUAAAGUCAAACCCACAUUACUCUCAGCUUCCCACAAUCCUCAGGGUGGAGAUGAUCUGGACUGCCCAGUGAAGUCAGUGUGGUCCUUACUAAUUCUCCCAAAGCCAUGUGUGGGGUGGGGUGGUGGUGGCAGUGGCAGCACUGUAUGGGGAUAAAUCACAUGUGGAGCGCCAGGGGUCUAAACAGCGAGCCAAUGACCCUCCCACACUAGUGUUUUCCCAGUAUUCUGAGAGGUCUUCCUGUCUGGUUGGAAGUAGGAGGAGCAGUAGAAACAGCCAUGGGUCUCUGUGGUUUAAAGCUCACUGACUGGCGCAAGCUGUGCGCAACACGCUGUCAUGACGCUGAGCAACUGGGGAGACAGCAAGCCCGAUCUCUUCCGUGUUUAUUACAGAAUGAGUGUGUGUGAACGUGCGUGCGUGUAUGAGUAUAUUUUCUCAUGUCAGAUUCUGCUGGACUACUGGAAUUUCCAAUUUACUUACACCCCCAGCGCCUGAUCUCAGAAGCCUUGGAAGGAGAGCAGGAGGACCAGC